Molecule: messenger RNA, 340 nt
Organism: Polyodon spathula (Mississippi paddlefish)
Lineage: Eukaryota; Metazoa; Chordata; Actinopteri; Acipenseriformes; Polyodontidae
Product: C-X-C motif chemokine 14-like
Exons: 3
Coding region: 16-282 (88 amino acids)
Biological process (GO): antimicrobial humoral immune response mediated by antimicrobial peptide; cell chemotaxis
Cellular component (GO): extracellular region
Molecular function (GO): chemokine activity
Source: RefSeq, a predicted model, not a curated record
UGUUGCUUCAGCUGCAUGUUAACUGUGUUGUUUGUUUCUGCUGCAGCCUACAAAUGCAAGUGCACAAGGAAGGGGCCCAAGAUCCGGUUCAAGGACGUGCAGAAGCUGGAGAUCAAACCGAAGCACCCCUAUUGCCAUGAGAAGAUGAUCUUCGUCACUAUGGAGAAUGUGUCCCGCUUCAAGGGCCAGGAGUACUGCCUGCACCCCAGACUGCAGAGCACCAAGAACCUGGUGAAAUGGUACACGAUCUGGAAGGACAAGCACAGGGUUUACGAAUCCUAAAUCAGUACAAGAUGGAGCACCACCCCUCACCCCCAUCGCCCCCCGAAGACUUUUAAAA